Eurypyga helias (sunbittern) is the source of this 1968-nucleotide messenger RNA. It is a transcript of the gene FAM133B, whose product is annotated as family with sequence similarity 133, member B. The transcript is spliced from 10 exons. The coding region runs from base 1 to 720 and encodes 239 amino acids. The record is from RefSeq and is a predicted model, not a curated record. Lineage: Eukaryota; Metazoa; Chordata; Aves; Eurypygiformes; Eurypygidae.
AUGAAUCCCAUAGCUAUGGCCAGAGCACGAGGUCCGGCCCAAAAUUCAGGACCAACAAUACAAGACUACUUGAACAGGCCAAGGCCAACAUGGGAAGAAGUGAAAGAGCAACUGGAAAAGAAAAAGAAAGGAUCCAGGGCUUUGGCUGAGUUUGAAGAAAAGAUGAAUGAGAAUUGGAGGAAAGAACUUGAAAAACACAGGGAGAAAUUACUGAGUGGAAACGAGUGUUCCUCCAAAAAGAAAGAGAAAAAGAAAAAGGAGAAGAAGAAAUCUAAUAGGUUGUCUUCAUCUUCCUCUUCUUCAUCAAGCUCUGAUUCUUCCAGCAGUUCAUCUGAUUCAGAAGAUGAGGAUAAAAAGCAAGGGAAGAAAAGAAGGAAAAAGAAGUAUCGCUCCACACGGAAAUCUUCAACAAGCUCAACUUCUGAAUCUGAGGCAGACAGCAAGGACAGCACAAAAAAGAAAAGGUCAAAGGAAGAGUAUGAAAAGGAGAAGGACAGCAAAAAUCACCACAGGAAAAGGAAGAAAGCCGAUCGUGGUGAGGGACCUUUAUCAUCAGAAUCUGUAUCGGAAUCGGAUCAAACAGAGGAGGUGCAAGCAAAAAAGAAGAAAAACAAUGAGGAAAAAGAGAAAACAGAUAAAACAAAAAAGAGAAAGAAGCACAAGAAACAUGGUAAAAAGAAGAAAAAGAAGAUUGCUGGUUCAAAUUCGGAUUCGGAAUAAUACUUUAAAAUACCAAGACUAUCAACAGAAGUGCAAUGACUAAAGGAAACUUAAACUGUGAAAUGACAGCAAACUUUACCAAACUGCAUGAGUUUUCCUGUGUUUUAGAAAUAUUCCUAAUCUUUCAAUAGCCGGCCAGAUGCAGCUGUGCUGGAAAAGACCAUUGUUAUUGCCUGCUGCUUAAUACAUGAGGUACAACUUUUCUAGAAUUCCAGUAAGCAGUGUUAGAUGUUGGAAACAAUACGAGAUGGUAGUCCAGCUGAGGUGUAAAGUAUUGGAAAAUGAGAGUUAAACUUUUUAGAUAGUAAAAGUAGUCCUUUAUAGCAUUAGUAAUAGUCUUUAUUUGUAAAUCAGGACAAAUAAAAUCCCGAGUUCAUCCUGCAGGUUAAUAUUUUGCAUAAACUAUUACAAGCUGGUGUCUGCUAAUGGCAUUUACAAAAUGGGAAGUUAAUGAUAACAGUUGAAAUGCUGCCUUUGUAGAAAUGUUUAUCAUCUGCCCCAUUACCAUCUUCAUGCUUAUGAGAAAGGGAAUGCUGUACUGUUUUGGCUAACUGAAUAGGGUGCCUUUGCCUUUGAUUCUUGCAAAUCUCUGCUAUUUUUAAUCCAUGCAGCAUCUCUGAUUCUAGGGAGGCCAGAACUAUUGUCAGCAGACUUUUUCUGAAUAAGCAGUUCUGGGCUUCUAAGCAUGUGCUUCUGCAUUAAGCAAGAGCAAUGGCAUUUUGCAGUAAAACUGACAUUCAAAACCUGAAGAUUUUACCUCUGCUUCUUCGAAAUAGCGAUAGAUCUUUGCUAGUAAAUACGCAUCUUUCAUUUAAUGUAAUUUUGGUUUAGUUGAGUGCUUCUUGCAAACACUGGUAGCUUUAUUUGCAUUAUCUUUAGAGUUGUUUGCAUGAUUUGUACCAUUUUUAACUUAACAAAAUGCAGGUAACCGUUUGUUGUAACCAGUUCUAUGAAUUACGUUCCACAUGCAGAGUUUCAUGUACGUAUUUAGUUAUUCUUCUAGUUAAGUUCAUUGCUGUGUUUAAGUGCACACUUGCUGAAGAUAUUUAGCAUGUAAAAAGCAGGGUUUUGAUACCUUAACAGCUUCAUAUUGAAGCUGAUUUUACUCUAAGCAAGUUCAGUGGCAGACCUGUUACGUGAUGUGUCUUGUUAGAUUAAAAAAACCCUACUGCCAGAAUCUCAUUAAAGAUACUGUUUAAACAGUUUGUAUUUAUAUUUUUGUACCUGAGGGCUGCAGAAUGUUGACCU